AGAUCGUUUAUUAUUAUAACAGUGAAGACAAAUUUCCAAAGGAAAUUCACAUACCCAACUGCAAUGUUCCGUGCUCACUUACCCAAUUCAGCAAUUCUAUAAAUCAUCUGUUACUGGACGAUUACGAUGAUACAUGCGAAAAUCCUACCACAGACUGCAAAAACUAGGAGCGCUUGCAAAAUUAAUUAUGGAUAAGGACAUUUUUACAAAAUGUUAUUUCUAACAUUUGAAGACUAAUAAUGUGUAAGAACUUCCACAACAAGUUGAAAUGCAUAGAACCUACUGAUAAAAAUAAUAUGUUGCUUAUUUUAUCUGAAUAUUGUUAUAAUUACGGAAUGGCAAUUUUUAAAUCCCCAAAUUGGGGUAAUGCAUAAGGGAAAUUCAGUUCACUUAAUACCGAAAUUUGGUGCAAAAGUACCUAUAAGCAAUCAUUUCUAAAUCAAAACAAAUCGCAUGUAUAUGUUAAUAUUGUAAUGAAAUGAGCAAAUUCCAAACUUUAUUUAUUUUUUAGAAUACAAUUUGUUGAAAUAUUGGAAGGAUUUGCUAUUUACAAGAAAUCAGAAAAGAAAUAUAUAAUUGUAAAUAAUAAAUAUCACGUUUGCUGGCAACGCCAAAGUCCUGUCGGCAACGAGUCAAUUCAAUGAAAA
Molecule: messenger RNA, 647 nt
Organism: Bactrocera dorsalis (oriental fruit fly)
Lineage: Eukaryota; Metazoa; Arthropoda; Insecta; Diptera; Tephritidae
Product: lysosomal acid phosphatase-like
Biological process (GO): dephosphorylation
Molecular function (GO): phosphatase activity
Source: RefSeq, a predicted model, not a curated record